GAAAGAGGGAGUGGACAAGGAACCCAUUUGUCUCCUUUGAUUCUUUUAUAUAUUUUUUUGAGCAAUUUGCACUUUUGAUUGUUGAAUGCUGAUUGUGCUCCUCAAAGCACGUCACAGCGCAAAAAUCCUGUCCUUUUUAAGAUCUCAUUUCAAUCGUCUUCGAGUUUUUACCUGAGGAAGUUGAUCAUAUACGCAGACUUAAAAGAAGGAUCAAGCAGUCAAUUGAAAGUAUAGUAAUCAAUACCCAACUCAGUGUUUACCAUAAAUGAAGGAAGAACCAAACCAAACCCAAGGAAUGGACAAAGACCUCAAUCUAGAAGACCCCCUUGAAAAAUUACAGUCCUUAGACUCAGAAAAUCUCCCUCCGUGGUCGAAACAACUAACGCCCCGAGGCCUCGUGGCGAGCCUCAUCAUCGGAGUUAUAUACAGCGUCAUUGUGAUGAAACUGAACUUGACCACCGGCCUCGUCCCUACCCUCAAUGUUUCUGCCGCUCUCCUCGCCUUCGUCUUCCUUAGAACUUGGACUGAACUCCUUCACAAGCUCGGCAUUGUCACUGAACCUUUCACCCGGCAGGAGAACACCGUGGUCCAGACUUGCGCAGUUGCCUGCUAUAGCAUCGCCGUCGGAGGGGGGUUUGGGUCUUAUAUGUUGGGAUUGAACAAGAAGACAUAUGAACAAGCUGGGAUCGACACAGAAGGGAACGCACCGGGGAGUUAUAAGGAGCCUGGGAUUGGUUGGAUGACUGGAUUCAUGUUUGUUGUUAGUUUUGUUGGGAUUCUUACCUUGGUUCCUUUGAGAAAGAUAAUGAUAAUUGACUACAAAUUGACUUAUCCAAGCGGCACUGCCACUGCUGUUCUCAUCAAUGGUUUUCAUACUCCUCAUGGAGAUAAAAUGGCGAAGAGCCAAGUGCAUGGUUUCACGAAGUUCUUUACUGUCAGCUUCAUCUGGAGUUUCUUCGAGUGGUUCUACUCAGGAGGAGAUGUGUGUGGAUUUUCACAGUUCCCAACAUUUGGCCUUAAAGCUUGGAAACAGACAUUCUUCUUUGAUUUCAGCCUCACAUAUGUUGGAGCUGGGAUGAUUUGCUCUCAUCUUGUGAAUCUCUCUCUUCUUCUUGGAGCAAUUCUUUCAUGGGGAAUGAUGUGGCCCUUGAUAAGUGAGCUCAAAGGGACUUGGUACCCUGAAAGCUUACCGGAAAGUAGUAUGAGAAGUUUGCAGGGCUAUAAGGUUUUCAUCUCAAUUGCACUUAUACUUGGAGACGGGCUCUACAACUUCCUCAAGGUUCUUGCUUUUACUGCAAGAAGUAUUCAUUCUCGAUCAAGAUGUAGAAACCUUCAAAAAGUGGCAGGUACUCCUCUCCUUGAUGAUAUCCAACGUAAUGAGGUUUUCAUGAAAGAAAGCAUUCCUCUACGGCUUGCCUUCUCCGGAUACAUAUUCUUCACAAUUAUCUCCCUCAUCAUCAUUCCCAUGAUGUUCCCCGAGGUAAAAUGGUACUAUGUCAUCAUCGCCUACAUCAUUGCCCCCAUCCUCGGCUUUUGCAAUGCUUAUGGUACUGGCCUCACAGACAUGAACAUGGCCUACAACUAUGGCAAAGUUGCCCUCUUCAUUCUCGCCGCUGUUGCUGGCAAAGACUCUGGAGUAGUCGCAGGCCUCAUAGGCUGCGGGCUAAUAAAAUCCGUAGUAUCAAUCUCCGCUGACUUGAUGCACGAUUUCAAAACGGGUCAUCUAACCCUAACAUCCCCUCGAUCAAUGCUCCUUAGUCAAGCCAUUGGAACUGCCAUGGGAUGUGUCAUCGCUCCUCUUACCUUCUUCCUCUUCUACAAAGCAUUUGAUAUUGGAAAUCCAGAUGGAAAUUUUAAAGCUCCUUAUGCGUUGAUAUAUAGAAACAUGGCUAUUCUCGGUGUUCAGGGUUUCUCUGCGCUGCCUCAGCAUUGCUUGCAGCUCUGCUAUGGAUUUUUCGGAUUCGCUGUCGCAGCUAAUUUGAUGAGGGACCUACUCCCAUCAAAGUAUGGGAGGUGGGUCCCGUUGCCGAUGGCGAUGGCCGUUCCAUUCUUGGUCGGAGCGAGCUUCGCGAUCGAUAUGUGUGUUGGGAGUCUGAUAGUGUUUACUUGGCACAAGAUUGAUAGAGAGAGGGCUUCUCUUAUGAUUCCUGCGGUCGCCUCUGGUUUGAUUUGUGGAGAUGGGCUUUGGAUACUUCCAUCUUCUCUUCUUGCUCUUGCAAAGAUUAGUCCUCCUAUGUGCAUGAAUUUUUUGCCUACCAGAUUAUUACGUAUGUAGAAAUUUGGAGUAUUUUUCGACGAAGAAUUCAAAGAUGAUGGAAAAAGAAAAGUGGAGAUCAAGUUUACUUCUACUGACAAGAACAGUGAAGAGAGAGUAAGGUAUGUACAUACAGUAGUCAUAAGAGAGAUGAGAUUUAUGUUUGGGUAGAGAGCAGAUGAUUCUAGGGCAGAGAGAAUUUGCAUAAUCCACUGUGUUCAUCUUCAUGUAAAUAAUUUGAGAGUUCUAUAAAAGAAUAUUAUGAAAAAUAUUAUUUAUAUCAUUAUUAAUUAUUUAUUUAAUAUA
Messenger RNA from Asparagus officinalis (garden asparagus), 2560 nucleotides. Its product is annotated as probable metal-nicotianamine transporter YSL9. Gene Ontology annotation, biological process: seed development; response to iron ion. The coding region runs from base 266 to 2275 and encodes 669 amino acids. The record is from RefSeq and is a predicted model, not a curated record. Gene Ontology annotation, cellular component: plasma membrane. Lineage: Eukaryota; Viridiplantae; Streptophyta; Magnoliopsida; Asparagales; Asparagaceae. Gene Ontology annotation, molecular function: iron-nicotianamine transmembrane transporter activity; oligopeptide transmembrane transporter activity. The transcript is spliced from 8 exons.